AUGUCGCCAGAGGUCCACUGCUCCGACGCAGAGGAGGCGGCCGCAGUGGCGGCCUGGCUCGGGCGCAGCGGCUGCGCCAUGCCCGUCGUGGCGCAGAUAGACGACCGCGACCUCGGGGCGCGCAUGCUCGCCGCGCUAUGCGCUGCGGCGCGCGGCGGCGCGCAUGCAUCCAGCGAGCCCCCGCCGCCGUCGCUGCCGCCGGCGCCGCGCGCAGUGAUGGUGGCCGGCACAGACGUGCCCGGCCUCAGCGCGGCCGUGUUCUCGUCAGCGGCCGCCGUCCUGCUGGGCGGGGAGCACGAUGUCGUCCUCGGGCCCGCGGCCGACGGCGGUUACUACCUGCUCGGCAUCACAGCCGCCGCGCUGUCGAGCCCCGCCGCCGCCGCGCUGUUCGAGGGGAUCGCAUGGAGCACGCCCGGCGUGCUGGCGGCGACGCGCGCAGCGGCGGGGCGUGCGGGGCUGAGGGUGGCGCCGGAUGGCGCGCUGCCCGUGCUGCGCGAUGUGGAUACGUUGGAGGAUCUGAGAGAGUGGGUGAGGCACCAGCAGCAGCAGCAGCAGCAGCAGCAGCAGCAGCAGCAGCAGCAGCAGCAGCAGCAGCAGCAGGAGCAGCGGAAUCAACCAGGGGACCAGAAGCAGCAGCAGCAGCUGCAGAAGCAGCGGAUUGAAGAAUCUGGGGAGCAGCAGGGGCAGCAGUGGGGAGAACAAGAGCGCGAGCGGCGGGGAAGCCAGAGCGAGGCGCUUCAGCAGGGUGGGUGUGUACGGCGCGAGGAGCAUCCUUUGGUGCCGAUUGCACUCGCCACGAUCGGCGCCUCGGGGGCAGAGGCGCCCCAUGGAAGCCGGGAAGACUGA
Messenger RNA from Monoraphidium neglectum, 846 nucleotides. RefSeq lists its product as hypothetical. The coding region runs from base 1 to 846 and encodes 281 amino acids. Lineage: Eukaryota; Viridiplantae; Chlorophyta; Chlorophyceae; Sphaeropleales; Selenastraceae. The transcript has a single exon. The record is from RefSeq and is a predicted model, not a curated record.